UUGGACUCAUCCUCGAGGGCGGGGAGAAGUGGCAUUUGAGUCCUCCCGUAUCCCAGCAGGCAGUGCAGUCUGGAGAAGCUGACAAAGGAGCGGAGGAGCAGUCGCAGCUGCUUUCCGAGAAGCCAGUGUUGCUGAGAUUGCCAAAAUGCUUUGGAUUUUUUAACUGAACCUAAGAAAAUCCAAAAUAGACUUGAGACUGUUAAAACAGAAGCUGCAGCAAGGGAUUCAGUGCCAAUGCAUCAACAAAAAAGACAACCAGAGUUAGUGGAAGGAAAUCUUCCCGUGUUUGUGUUUCCUACAGAGCUAAUAUUUUAUGCUGAUGAUCAGUCAACACAUAAGCAAGUGUUGACUCUGUACAAUCCCUAUGAGUUUGCCUUAAAGUUCAAAGUUCUGUGUACUACUCCAAAUAAGUAUGUUGUCGUGGAUGCCGCAGGCGCAGUUAAAUCUCAGUGCUGUGUAGAUAUUGUGAUUCGUCACAGAGAUGUUCGAUCCUGUCACUAUGGUGUAAUAGACAAAUUCCGUCUUCAAGUUUCUGAGCAAAGCCAGAGGAAGGCUUUAGGAAGGAAGGAGGUUGUUGCUACUCUUCUCCCAUCUGCAAAAGAACAACAGAAGGAAGAAGAGGAAAAAAGAAUAAAGGAUCAAUUAACCGAGAGUUUGUUUUUUGAGCAGUCGUUUCAACCAGAAACCAGAAGUGCGUCUUCAGGACCUAGUUUAUUAACUGUCUUCCUGGGAGUGGUGUGUAUUGCAGCCCUGAUGCUGCCUACGUUGGGGGAUAUGGAAUCGCUCGUGCCUCUCUACCUCCACUUAAGUGUGAAUCAAAAAUUAGUAGCUGCUUAUAUCUUAGGUCUUAUCACAAUGGCUAUACUACGAACAUGAGAGAGGAUUUAAACUGAUUUCUGAAGUAAAUUUGUAUUGGAAAUAUAUUGAAUGCGGACUGCCUUUUAUCUCUAUUUCACUCCAUGAACACACUACAAACUAUUGGAUGAGUUCAAAUAAUUGAAAAUGUAUAUUAUAUAUAUUAAAAUUAUUCAGUAAUUUUGAGGGAUUCCAGCACUUUAUGUUACAGACAGUAGGGAUGAUUCUAAGUGAUAGAGAAAUUAUUUGAAGAAAGUCUUUUAAAUUCUGUAUUGUGCAAAAGAGUUCAAUUAAAACAUUAGUUAUUUUCUCAUCUUCUCUUCUAAUUCACUUUAAUUAAUAAGGAUCAUAUGUCCUUCUAAGUUACAGGCCUAAACGAACAAACUGACUAGCCUAAAAAUAAAAUUGCAUUUAUUUGCUAGCUAUGAUCAAUGUUACUAUGUAAAUUAUACCUUGCCCUUUAUGGUUACAAACAGUUGUUAUAGUGUUUGUAAAGUAAGAAUUUUCCAGUCACUGUGUGGAGAAUUAAAAACAAGUAUAAGGUAUUAAGGGAUCAUGAUUAUUGUAGAGUCUCACAGAAAACAGGAUAUGUUUAAUUCAUCUUGUGAACUACCAAAUAGGAUUGUAGUCCAGACACAAAGCGCAUAUAUAUAUUCUCACAAAAGUAGGCUGAUGGCUCUAUUUGGUCUAAGAGUUCUAAAGGAAGGUAGGCAUUUGUUUAAUUAGUUGGCUCGCCCUGGCUUUACCUCUGGUUAAUGCUUUACGUUAAUGGAGGGAAAUCACUAACUUUUCUCUCAAGCUCUUUGUCUGUCCGCCUGUUAAGUGACAGGCCCAUAUUGGGAGGGUCAGAUGCUAGGUGGUUCAUGUGAAGAGGAUUUUUCACCUUAAACUCUAAGCCAAGUAUGGGAACCCCUUGAUACCUGUGUCUAUUUUAUAUCAGUCACUGAUACAUUUUUAAGGUUUUAUUUAUUAAAACAACUGUACCAAAAAAGGUCCCCUAAGCACAACUAUUUACAUUUCUUUAUAGCUUCUGAUCUCUAACAUAUAAAUAUAUACUACAUAUGCAGUUUUAACUGCUUUGUCAUAGCAACUGCUCUUUUGUCUUAGGAUUUUUAUCUGAAAGCACAAUGUGUUGAGUCUCUUGAAAAUCAACUUUCAGAUCUUUUUACAGAAUGAACUUACGCACCGCUACUGUAGCAUUCUCAAGGAAUAUAUGUAAACACAAAUGGAUGCCUGAAGUUGUUUUCUGCAAGCAGCAAUUCUGCUUCUAGAAGCUUUUAUGUCUAGUCUCUUGUCAUUGUUUAACCAUUUGGGGGCGCAUAAAUCAUUCAGUGGAUCAUGUCUGUACAUUGUGUAAUAACUGAAAAGCACAUAAAUGUAAUCUACUUUGAACUUUGUUAAAAA
Molecule: messenger RNA, 2259 nt
Organism: Perognathus longimembris pacificus (Pacific pocket mouse)
Lineage: Eukaryota; Metazoa; Chordata; Mammalia; Rodentia; Heteromyidae
Gene: Mospd1
Product: motile sperm domain containing 1
Exons: 6
Coding region: 235-876 (213 amino acids)
Cellular component (GO): cytoplasm
Source: RefSeq, a predicted model, not a curated record